Branchiostoma belcheri (Belcher's lancelet) is the source of this 1449-nucleotide messenger RNA. Its product is annotated as acid sphingomyelinase-like phosphodiesterase 3b. The record is from RefSeq and is a predicted model, not a curated record. NCBI's taxonomy places the organism in Eukaryota, Metazoa, Chordata, Leptocardii, Amphioxiformes, Branchiostomatidae. The transcript has 2 exons. The annotation marks the transcript as partial.
CCCCGGCUGUGACCCCGUGGACCACCACCCUGGACGGAGUUGGCGGGAACAACCCGGGAAUCAGACUGGUCAGUUACAACAAGAACACCGGAGAUCUAACGGAUGUAAACCAGUACUACUCCAACUUGGCUCUGGCGAACAUACAGGGUUCUCCACUGUGGGGACGCGAGUACAGCCUCAGGGGAACCUUCAACCUGUCCGACGCCUCGCCGGCAUCACUUCAGAACUCCUGGACAGCUUCAGCGACCGUUCAUCCGACAACUUCGAGAAGUACUACCUGUACAACUCCGUUAGCCUCGACCGGUCUACGUGUGACGAGGACUGCAAAGUGGCACAACUGUGUGCCAUCAAGGAAGUUGACUAUGACAAGUAUGCAGACUGUACGAACGCACCCGGGAGUGGUGCAGAUACUGUCUCUACGCUAACCAGCUUUGGAAUGUUCCUUCUUUUUGUCAUGGCAGCUUUUGGUCUUUCUGCCUGACAGCAACAUUACCGUUCAGGCAUGCUGUAAUGAUGUGCAAAGAAUUAUCAAAUGUGCUCCAGGAAAGCAACUAAGGAAGGUUGCUGUUAGAUGCUUAUGCUUCAUGGUUUUUAAUUUUUUAAUCUUACAAAAGCUUGAAAUAAAUUCACUGAUAUCAAAAGUGAAAGAAAUGGAAUGUAUUUAGCUUGAAAUAACUUUGGGCUAGGAUUGGUAUGUUUAAAGCUUUUGCUACUGUGAAAGAUCUUGGUGAAAACAAUGCGUACAGUGAAGUUUUUGUUGUUGUUGCAAAUGCUGGAGUUAGACCAAGACACAAAAGAAAUAAGGAUUACUUUCAGUAUGAUAAUCAUGAAUAAAUGUUACUCUUGACUAGAUUUCAAAAUGUCUUCUUCGUAGUUUCUCCCUGGAAAUAAAGUUAUGACCAACAUGUUUCCAUUUAGAAACGAUACUAACAGCAAAUGACGGUAAGCGUUUUUGACAACUACACCAUCUGAAAGCAUGUCAUUUACCUUAAAAACAGUCUAUCUUCGAAUCAAUGCGUACUUAAGAUUCAACACCAUUAUGUGCAAAUACGGUCUUCAGAGGCAUUUCUUACGACGACACGGCGUCUUGGAUACUCGGGUACACGUCGUCAGUUUGGUCUUGGUGGUUGUCUGUGCCUCCCAGAUCAGUCGUGGUGAGUAGAUGCCCGGUAGAGCCACUUUCCUCUGGUCCAUCUCUCUUCCCUUGGUCCUCUUCAACAACUGUCACGAUCUUAGGGUGUUGUUCCAUGUCACUCUCGGUGAUUGGUGCGUGAUCACCACUACUGACAGUGAUGUUACCAUGGUCUGCUGUGCCCGUGGAAACCGCGAGGGGCACAGUUUCACCACUCUCGAGGAAGUGGAGGUUAGGUGCUUGUUCUUUCACCUGUUCCUUCGUCUUCGCACAGGGGCCGAUCAUGUACACGUUAUCGCCAACCUGUGACGGAUGGA